AUGGUGGCUCGCAAGAGUGUCAAGGCCACCAAGAUUCUGAACAGGUGUAAUGGCAAAAUCAAUGGAUAUAGCGUUGAUGAGCAAAUCGAAAUCAUGUCCGCUACAGUUGCGCAGGAGCGCAUUCUUGCAGAGCGCAACUCAGAAGAAGGAACCUGGGCUGUCUUUCAAGGUCGCAAUGGUAUUCGCUUUCUGAUUGCUGCUUGGCCAAAGAUUGCUCAGCAGCUAGUUGGCCUGUCUGUGUUUAAUACAUAUGCUACUUAUUUCUUUCAAGAUGCUGGCAGCAAGGAUCCAUUCAUGGUCACUGUCAUUCUGUCAUGUGUCCAAUUACUGUCCAUGAUCAUGAGUGCUACUACCACUGAUAAGUUUGGCCGUCGUCCGUUGACCGUAUACCCUUACGCAGUGACAUCGUUGUCGGUCUUGUGUCUUGGAAUCAUUGGCUGCUUCGAUUAUACCAAACCGUCGACAAGCUCUCUACUGAUCUUCUUUGCUUGCUUGGCGACUUUGUCGACGACUGGUGCAUCGGCAAUUGGCUACGCUUACGCCACUGAAAUCCCCCAGCAACGACUGCGUGCAAAGACAGCCGGCUGGGCCCUCGCUUCUUCGAAUUUGGUUGCCAUUAUGUUCAGCUUCUGCACGCCUCUGAUGAUUAACAAUGCCCCGGUGUCCAGCUGGGGCGUCAAAACCGGUUUCUUCUUUGCAGGCACUGGCACAUUUUCUGUCAUAGUCGCUUGGUUUAUUCUUCCCGAAGUAACCCGCCGAACACCAGCUGAAAUUGAUGAAUUGUUUGAGAAGAGAGUUAACCUUCGCCGGUUCAAAGGAUAUCUUACUGAUGUGCAGAUGAAUGCGAAUGAAAAACGUAACGAGCAUGAGAUAAUAGUCACAGCUUGA
This is a messenger RNA of Penicillium cinerascens, 888 nucleotides long. RefSeq lists its product as uncharacterized. Bases 1 to 888 code for a protein of 295 amino acids. Gene Ontology annotation, molecular function: carbohydrate:proton symporter activity. Gene Ontology annotation, cellular component: membrane. Gene Ontology annotation, biological process: carbohydrate transport; transmembrane transport. Lineage: Eukaryota; Fungi; Ascomycota; Eurotiomycetes; Eurotiales; Aspergillaceae. The record is from RefSeq and is a predicted model, not a curated record. The transcript is spliced from 7 exons.